This is a messenger RNA of Stylonychia lemnae, 2868 nucleotides long. Lineage: Eukaryota; Ciliophora; Spirotrichea; Sporadotrichida; Oxytrichidae. The record is from the annotation of a GenBank genome assembly.
AUGUUUUAUAAGGUCUGGAGUGGCUUUACAAAAUACAUAAGAUCAGCAGUAUAAUCAUUGAAGAAACCAUUAGAGAUUCAAGAUUUUGCAAUUUUUCAGCCAGUCAUUGAUCAAUUACAUAGACGAUCAUUGAGUGAUGGCCUUGCAUUGAAAAAUGAUUUUUCUGUGGGGCUCAAUAAAAACCUUACAAGGACUAAUGGAAUCAGAAAUAAUCAUAGAUCUGUAAAUUAGAGCAUUGGAGCACCCUAAAUUUAGAUUAAAUGCCACAUUAAUUCUUAGUUUAUUGCAAAUAGCGGUGAUGUAAUCUAGUUACCUAAUGCUGAUAAUCCUAAUCUCACUAUUUUCGACAGUCAAGAGCCGAAUUACAGAAUGAGUUACAAAGGUUUACAAUAAAUCAAUUUUUAGGCAUUAGCCAAAGUAUGUGAAACAGAUUCUCAAACAGUAGAACUUAUUCUUUCAGAAAUAUUCAAAGCAAUAGCUGAUUAUGAUAACAUGUCGAUGAUAGGUUCCAUGUAUAGAAAAGAUUUAUCAGUGAGAACCCCAUCAAUAUUUAGCGAGACGAUGUCAUUUUCUCAUAGAUCUUCUGAUGCUGAAAGUUUUCAUAUAUCAAAUCCUAAUCCCCAGAAAGGGAAAUAAAAAUUUCUUGGAGUUCGAGAGAAAGGCUAUAACUCUAUAAAUAUUUCACCUGAGCAGAUGUCUACAACAACCUCUACUUUUUCUCCUUAAGUUGAUUUUAAGUUUGGUAAAAGAGUAUAUGUAGAUAACAAAAUGAGCAAUAAAGAUGUGCUCGAGAUACAUUUAUAACAGAUGAGAGACAAGAGUGAUACAAAGAAAUUUUAAAAAGAUAACAAGCUCAAAGAGGAUAAUGACUUUAUCAAUUUCGUGCAAGGCUAACUUCGAAGAGAUAGAGAAAAGUGGUUAAGAGCUCAAGAAUAAAUGAAAUAAGAUUUUGUUGAUUUUAAUGGCCAAAAGAAAGUUGCUAAAUAGCAUCAAAUUUAGACUUAGUAAUCAGAAAAGAAAUAUGAGCAAUUCAAUUACUUCCCCUUCACAUACGGAGAAUAAAUAGAAAAAUAUAGAGAGAACUUAAGACAUCAAUAGAGAAACGAUCUUUAAGAAUAUAUGGAUAACAUAAAAAAAUAAUCAAGUACUUCUUCAAACUUCAAUUUAACUGCCAGAAAAUCUUACAAUAGAUCUAAUAAUGAAAGCGUAAAUAACCCAGAAAUGAGUCCAAGUCAGGUAACCAACGGUUUGAACAAUUCAUACAACUUUAAUUAGCAGAAGAUGCUAAAUUGCCUUCAGAACACAGGAACUAAGUUGGUCGUCUAAUCUUUGUUAGAUACAACAAGUCCAUUUAAAAAUCCAAGAAAUAAACUUUUAAUUUACGAUGAUCAUCCAUAGAAAGAAGCAGCUAUGAAACAAGCAAGGGAGAGACAUGAAGAGUAUCUCCAAACUUAGAGAGAUAACAAAGCUUAGGAACAAAGGAUGAUGCAAGAAUAGGCUGACAUGCUCAAGAGGAUUAUGGAUCAAAAGUCUAUACAGACUUAAAGAAGGUAGGAAGAGAUGAAGGACUACCUAAAACAAUAGAUGAGAAUCAAAUCAAGAGAGAACUACGCCACUCAUUUUGGUCCAGAAGAAAGAUAAGAGGAUGUAAUGAAGAUGGAAAACUAGAAAGGCUAUCAGAAAAACUUCCUUAAAGAGCAGCUGUAGAAAUAAAUUAUGGAAAAGCAAGAGAUUUAGAAAAACCACAAUAACUUCCAUUCUCAAUUUGAUUAGUUGUUAAUAGAGUCAAACCAGAUUAAAAUUAAUGAAGAGAAAAAAAGAAAGAAGGAAAAAAUGCUAGAGCAUAGGAGCAAUUUAAGAGAAACUUGGGACACUCAAUUGAAAUACGCUCAAGAGCAGAAACAAAAGCAAAUGGGAGGGUUUAUGACUUGCCUUGAACAAAGCAGAAAGGAUUGCUUGGAUAAUGAUCAAGAAGAUAUCAUAAAGUAAAAGUUAGCUACUGAUUCAGAUAAAAUAUUGAAUAAAUACAUUGAGGAAUAAAUGACAACUUAAGAGGCUGUAGUAUUUGUAGAGCCUGAUGAUCCUCUCGAAGAAAAUUACUUCAGUGUGCCUUUAAAAAUGUACAAAGAUAAAGACGAGGAAGUUCCAAUGGACUUCAAGAAUAAAUAUGAAACAUUCAAUCAUCUUGACAAAUAAACAAUAAUUGAAAUUAUUGAGAAAAUGAAGACACCUGAGCCAAAUAAUAAAUGGGAUAUAAAGCUAGAUGAACCAAAGAUUAAAGUAUAUGGGAAGAUGAAAGGCAGCGAUUUUAGCAGAGAAAUGCCCAUCUUCUAUGUAGAUUUUUAUUUUGAUGUUGGUGCUGAUAUUCAAAGUAUAACUACAGCAAUUCAUAACCCGAUUGAGAGAGUAAAGUGGGAUAAGGAUAUUGAGAAGGCAUAUGUUAUUGAUGUAGUACACAAUGAGAAGAUUCUUCUAUGGUACCAGAGAAAUAAAUCUUAAAUUAGCAUCAUCAGUUAAAGAGACUUUGCAGAGAAAAAAAUAAUUUUUGAACAUGAAAACAAGACAUAUAUUUAUUUCACUUCAGUUGAUGACAAAAUUAAACCAAUUGAAGAUAAGAUUGUCAGAGCUUAUACAAUCGUUGGCAUUCAUGUAAUAGAAUUGUUGGAAGAUGGUAGAAUCAGGCUUGAAUGCUUAAUGCAGACUGAUUUUAAUUUGACUGGUUACUUUGCUAAGCUAGGACUUACUGCUGCUCUUAGUUAAUUACCAAAUUCACUUAAAGCUUGGUUUACAAAUCUCGAAAAAUGGGUCAAGAAAAUGGAAAAGUAAUAGCCAAACAAUUUUGAGUGGCAAACUACAAUACAAUAAUGA